UAGUCACUCACCCAUCUCCUCUCUGCACCUGAUGCUUUUGCUUGAUAUACCGAGCAACCGUCCCACCUGAACUUGGUCUUUACCCUCUCGCGGCGUAGAAAAAGCUGUUGCACCACACGAUCGUUUUCGCUAUGUCUUCAGCCUUGAGCAUCGCCCCCAGUCAGCGGUUCGAAGGCAAUGACGGUGCCUGGUCGACUUUCAAUCUCUACGUCGGCACACCACCCCAGAUGCUAAGGGUUCUUCCAGCAACAUCGAUAAGCUAUGUUACACUCAUUAUGCGAACUGGAUGUGUCAACGUGCCCGUAUCAGCUUGCGAGAGUGCACGAGGUGGUAGCCCGUUGCUCUUCAAUUUUAGUACGAGUCUUACCUCCAGCAGGCUGUCUGCUCUUGACGGCUCUCGAAACUUCUUCCUUCCUUUCGAUUCUGAGCUUCCCCUUGGAGUGUUCGGAAUGAUACCUGCCGCGGUCGGACUGGACGCUGUCACGAUCGGUCCAAGCGUAUCAAAUCUCACGCUCACAUCCCAACUGGUCGCCGGCAUAAAUGCAGUCGACCCUUGGCAAGGCAUGUUCGGCCUCCGCAGCAUUAUGAAUCAUGUUCCUGGGCUAGAUUCCAAUUAUACCUCUAUAUUACAAGGAUUGAAGUCUGCCGACAAGAUACCCAGCUUGUUCUACGGUUAUACAGCAGGUGCGCCAUACACGGAUCGACAAGACUUUGGAAGUUUAACGCUCGGGGGCUAUGAUGCCGCUCGUGUGGACAUGUCAGCAGCGCUCUCUGUCAAUUUCAGCGACGAUCCAUUCGAACUCAGCGUGCUCGUCGACCGAAUCAAAAUCUCGAAUGGCAAUAUCACUCAUAUUUCGAUGGGAAAUGUUGCGUUGGUCGAUUCCGUUAUUCCGGAGAUUUGGUUGCCAGGCAGUGUUUGCGACCAGAUUGAAAACGCAAUUGGACUGGUCUACGACAACACGACACAGAUGUACCUGAUCAGCGAGAGUCAACAGCGGGUUCUACGAUCAACGAAUUUGACGUUCACAUUCACCCUCAGAAGUCCACAGAACCCAUCAGCAAUGAUUGAUAUCGUUCUGCCUUACGCAGCUUUCGAUCUGAGUGCAAGUUAUCCUGUAGCAGGGAUGAAAAACGCAUCUAGCACGCAGAGGUACUUCCCUAUACGGCGCGCAAAUUCGACAACGGGUUACUAUCUCGGCCGCACAUUCCUCCAGGAGGCGUAAGUACCUUUGAUUGCUCGGGCGUCGGCAAAUGCAAAGCUGAUCGUCUCCUUGAAAAGUUACCUCACAGCGGACUACGAACAAAAUGUAUUCACCCUCGGCCAGGUCAAAAGGCCGUCAGGGUCUGCACA
This is a messenger RNA of Dissoconium aciculare CBS 342.82, 1351 nucleotides long. Its product is annotated as acid protease. The record is from RefSeq and is a predicted model, not a curated record. NCBI's taxonomy places the organism in Eukaryota, Fungi, Ascomycota, Dothideomycetes, Mycosphaerellales, Dissoconiaceae. The transcript has a single exon. The coding region runs from base 132 to 1223 and encodes 363 amino acids.